AUGCGCACCUCGUCCGCCUCCACUUCGUCGCCUUUAGCGGCAGCCAUGGCGGCGGGCGUCGACCAGCAGCCCCUGCCAUUUUUCCUACUCCACAGCGUGGGCGCCGGGGCCCACCUCCUGCUCGCGCUCGCCGUCGCGGGCCGGCUCCUCUUCGCCGCCGCCGCCGGCCGCCGCGGGAAGGAGUCUGCGGCGUCAGGGAGAGGCGGCCCCGGUGCCGGGUUGCCGUGGUGCCGCCUCGUGGUGCGCGCCACGUGGGCUCUGGCGGCGUCCGAGGCCGCGUACUCACUCGUCUCCUGGUACCUGGACGGUGGGACCGGGUGGGGGGCGCCCGACGCCGACGUAGUGGCGGACCAGGUUGACUACGCGACGCGCGCGGUCGCGUGGCUUCUGCUGGCGGCGUACCUGCAGCUCGAGUACGGGCCGUACGGCCCCCGUAAGGAGGAGCGGUUCCCGGCGCCGCUCAGGCUCUGGUGGGCGCUCUUCUUGCUGCUCUCCGUCCUCGCAGUCACCGUCGACGUCGCUAUGACCCUCCAGUACAAACUCCCCGUGCCCGCCCUCUCGUGGGCGCGCGACGCCGUCUCGGUCCUCGUGGGCGUGGUGCUGCUCGUCGCCGGAUUCUCGGCCAAGAGCGAGGCGAUGGGCGGCUCUGCUUCCGAGGAGCCUCUGCUCAAUGGCGCAAGCAACACUGCCGCCGUCGACGCUUCCAUUUUCACCGGCGCCGGCUUCUUCAGCUUCCUCACCUUCUCCUGGAUGGCCCCCCUGCUCGCCGUCGGCCACAGGAAGACGCUCGACCUCGACGACGUCCCGGACCUUGACAUCGGCGACAGCGUGGCCGGCCUGCUCCCUUUGUUCAAGGCCAACCUCGAGGCGCUCACCGGCGACGGCUCCGGUGGCCAGAAGGUCACAGCGUUCAAGCUCGCCAAGGCCCUUGUGCGCACUGUGUGGUGGCACAUCGCGUUGACAGCGCUGUACGCUCUGAUAAACACCAUUUCCAUCUACGUCGGCCCAUACCUCAUCAACUCCCUGGUACAGUACCUCAACGGCGACGAGAGGUACGCCAGCAAAGGGAAGCUCGUCGUCGUCAUCUUCAUCGUAGCCAAGGUGUUCGAGUGCUUGUCGCAACGCCACUGGUUCUUCCGGGUGGAGCAGACUGAGAUACGCGCGCGGUCCGCGCUCGUCUCCGUCGUCUACAAGAAAGGGAUCUCCCUGUCGAGCACCUCGCGACAGAGCCGCACCAGCGGUGAGAUGAUCAACCUCAUCAGCGUGGAUGCCGACCGUGUCGGCUGUUUCUCAUUGUACAUGCACGACCUCUGGUUGGUGCCGCUCCAAGUAGCCAUGGCAUUGUUCAUCCUCUACUCCACCCUCGGGGUUGCCUCCUUUGCGGCGCUCGGUGCCACCGUCCUCUUCAUGCUCGCCAAUGUGCCUCCGAUGCAAAUGCAGGGGAAGUUCCAGCGGAAGCUCAUGGAGUGCAAGGAUGUCAGGAUGAAGGCCACUUCUGAGAUUCUGCGCAACAUGAGGAUUCUUAAACUGCAGGGGUGGGAAAUGAAGUUCUUGUCCAAGAUCAUUGACCUCAGGCACAAAGAGGAAAGCUGCCUCAAGAAGUAUCUCUACACGUCGACCGUGGCCACCUUUGUGUUCUGGGGUGGCCCGACCUUCGUCGCCGUCGUAACAUUUGGAACUUGCAUGCUCCUAGGGAUACCACUCGAGUCAGGGAAGGUGCUGUCUGCUUUGGCCACGUUCCGGGUGCUUCAAAAACCAAUAUACAACCUUCCUGACACAAUCUCUGUCAUGAUUCAGACUAAGGUGUCUCUGGAAAGGAUAGCGUCUUUCCUAUGUCUCGAAGAGUUGCCUAUGGAUGCUGUGCUGAGGUUGCCCAGUGGUAAAUCUGAUGUUGCAAUUGAGGUAAGCAAUGGGUUCUUCUCCUGGGAUGCCUCAUCUGAAGUGUCAACUCUGAAUGACCUGAACUUUCAAGCUCGGCAAGGCACGCGUGUUGCGGUCUGCGGGACAGUCGGCUCUGGAAAAUCAAGCUUGCUCUCGUGCAUUCUUGGUGAGAUGCCAAAGCUAUCAGGAGAGGUCAAGACUUGCGGGACAAUGGCAUAUGUCAGCCAGUCGGCAUGGAUACAGAGCGGAAAAAUUCAGGACAACAUACUUUUCGGCAAGGAGAUGGACAGUGAGAAGUAUGACAGGGUCCUUGAGUCGUGCUCGCUGAAGAAAGACUUGGAAAUAUUACCAUUCGGUGACAAGACGAUCAUCGGAGAGCGAGGCAUCAAUCUCAGUGGUGGCCAGAAGCAAAGGAUUCAGAUAGCCCGAGCUUUGUAUGAGGAUACCGACAUUUAUUUAUUCGAUGAUCCGUUCAGCGCAGUCGAUGCCCAUACAGGAUCACACCUCUUCAAGGAAUGCUUGCUUGGGGCUUUGGGUUCAAAAACAGUGGUUUAUGUUACUCACCAGAUUGAAUUCCUACCUGCAGCUGAUCUUAUUCUGGUAAUGAAAGGUGGAAGAAUAGCACAAGCAGGCAAGUACAACGAAAUACUUGGCUCAGGGGAAGAGCUAAUGGAAAUGGUUGGUGCUCAUCAAGGUGCUCUUGCAGCAUUGGAUGUGAUUGAUAUUGCUAAUGGAGGCAGCGAGGCUUUCUCUUCCAGUGGCGCUGCAAGCCUUUCCAAGUCAUUGUCCACAGCUGAGGGGAAAGAUAAACUAAAUGGAAAAGAAGAUGUUGAAAAGGUUCAGAGUGGGCAGCUGGUGCAGGAAGAAGAAAGGGAAAAAGGCAGGGUUGGGUUCUGGGUCUACUGGAAGUACCUUACAUUGGCUUAUGGGGGAGCUCUUGUACCAUUCGUGUUGAUAGCUCAGACACUUUUUCAAGUACUUCAGAUUGGUAGCAAUUACUGGAUGGCUUGGGCUUGUCCAGUGUCGGAAGACUUUGAGCCUCCAGUGAGCAUGUCGACACUGAUUUACGUCUUUGUUGCAUUGGCUGGUGCAAGCUCGCUGUGCACCCUUGUAAGAGCACUAUUUCUUGUGACAGCUUCAUAUAAGACAGCAACCAUGCUGUUCGACAAGAUGCACAUGUCCAUAUUCAGAGCUCCUAUGUCUUUCUUCGACUCCACUCCGAGUGGGCGUAUCUUGAAUAGAGCUUCAACUGAUCAGAGUGAAGUGGACACAAGCAUUGCUAACAAGAUGGGUUCCGUCGCAUUUGCCAUCAUACAACUAGUUGGGAUUAUUGCCGUGAUGUCUCAGGUUGCAUGGCAGGUGUUUGUUGUUUUCGUUCCUGUAAUCAUUGCCUGCUUGUGGUAUCAGCGCUACUACAUCGAUACAGCCAGAGAGCUGCAAAGGUUAGUAGGGGUUUGCAAAUCUCCUAUAAUACAGCAUUUUGCAGAAUCAGUUGCUGGAUCAGCAACCAUCAGAAGUUUUGGAAAGGAAAAUCAGUUUGUAUCAACUAAUAGCCAUCUAAUGGAUGCCUUCUCUCGACCAAAAUUAUAUAAUACUGCAGCAAUGGAGUGGCUUUGCUUCCGCUUGGAUGUGCUAUCUUCACUUACAUUUGCGUUCUCUUUGAUAUUUCUGAUCAGUCUACCGACUGAUCUCAUUGACCCAGGAAUUGCUGGUCUUGCUGUCACAUAUGGGCUUAAUUUGAACAUGCUGCAAACAUGGGUAGUCUGGUGCAUGUGCAAUUUAGAGAACAAGAUAAUAUCAGUAGAAAGAAUUCUUCAAUAUAUCAGCACUCCGGAAGAGCCCCCACUUUCAAUGUCAGGAGAUAAGUUUCCUCAUAACUGGCCGUCGGAGGGUGAAAUUCAGCUGCAUAACAUCCAUUUGAGAUAUGCUCCACAACUGCCAUUUGUUCUGAAGGGCCUUACAGUCACUUUUCCUGGAGCCAUGAAGACUGGUAUUGUUGGAAGAACAGGCAGCGGUAAAUCAACUCUUAUACAGGCCCUUUUCCGCAUUGUGGAUCCUACUAUCGGUCAGAUACUAGUAGACGGUGUCGACAUUUGCACCAUUGGACUGCAUGAUCUGAGAUCUAGGUUGAGCAUCAUUCCACAAGACCCAACGAUGUUCGAAGGAACAAUAAGGAGUAACCUUGACCCUCUUGGAGAGUACAAUGACAAUCAAAUUUGGGAGGCCUUGGAUAACUGUCAGCUGGGAGACGAGGUCAGGAAAAAGGAGCUGAAACUUGACUCACCAGUGAUAGAGAAUGGAGAGAACUGGAGCGUGGGUCAGCGCCAGCUUGUCUGCCUUGGCAGAGUGAUUCUGAAAAGGACCAAGAUACUGGUUCUGGACGAAGCCACCGCCUCAGUGGAUACCGCAACGGACAACUUGAUCCAAAAAACACUACGGGAGAAUUUUUCAGAAGCAACGGUCAUCACGAUUGCCCAUCGAAUCACCUCGGUCCUUGGCAGCGACAUGGUCUUGCUUCUUGACAACGGUGUGGCGGUGGAGCUCGACACACCGGCCAAGUUGCUGGAGGACAAGUCGUCUCUCUUCUCAAAGCUCGUAGAAGAGUACACGAUGAGGGCGACACAUACAUAGCGAAAUAAGCGAAAAACCCAGCUAUUCUCACAUGCCGUCGAGGCUUGAUUAGGGAGUCUGACAGUUAACGAUGCCGAAAAAUUACUAGUAGUUGAAAUGUGAAGUACUGGCAGAUUGACCAUGGUGUUAGUGCUGCAAAUUCUAGCGGCAACUUUACAUUGUCUGAAGCAA
Molecule: messenger RNA, 4683 nt
Organism: Lolium rigidum
Lineage: Eukaryota; Viridiplantae; Streptophyta; Magnoliopsida; Poales; Poaceae
Product: ABC transporter C family member 3-like
Exons: 10
Coding region: 1-4512 (1503 amino acids)
Biological process (GO): transmembrane transport
Cellular component (GO): plant-type vacuole; vacuolar membrane
Molecular function (GO): ABC-type transporter activity; ATP hydrolysis activity; ATP binding
Source: RefSeq, a predicted model, not a curated record